Messenger RNA from Cucumis sativus (cucumber), 2099 nucleotides. Its product is annotated as pentatricopeptide repeat-containing protein At5g15300. The coding region runs from base 143 to 1771 and encodes 542 amino acids. Lineage: Eukaryota; Viridiplantae; Streptophyta; Magnoliopsida; Cucurbitales; Cucurbitaceae. The transcript has a single exon. Gene Ontology annotation, molecular function: protein binding; RNA binding. The record is from RefSeq and is a predicted model, not a curated record. Gene Ontology annotation, biological process: RNA modification.
UAAUUGAACCAUAUGAGUGGAGAGCAUUUGUUUGUAAUAAAUCUUGAAGUGAAAGUUGUAGGAAGUAAAAUUUGUGGCUGCAUGAAACCCAAAAUCUAAGUCUUAAUUUUGUUAUUUUCUUGUUUCAAAGCACUCUUUUUUGAUGAUUCGAAAGAGAACAAAUGACAAUAGCUUCAACCGCUUUCAACAGUCUAGUUUAUGGCAGAAAUGCACCAACUUUCGUUCUUUGAAGCAACUUCAUGCCUUUCUGAUCGUCAAUGGCCUUAAUUCAACCACUUCUGUACUCAGAGAACUCAUUUUUGUUAGUGCAAUUGUUGUUUCUGGGACAAUGGAUUAUGCCCACCAAUUGUUCGCUCAAAUUUCUCAACCGGAUAUCUUCAUGUGGAACACCAUGAUCAGGGGUUCGGCUCAGACCUUGAAGCCUGCAACUGCUGUUUCUCUUUAUACCCAGAUGGAAAAUCGUGGGGUUAGGCCUGAUAAAUUUACCUUCUCCUUUGUUCUCAAGGCCUGCACUAAGCUUUCAUGGGUUAAGUUGGGAUUUGGAAUUCACGGGAAGGUUUUGAAGUCUGGAUUUCAAUCCAAUACAUUUGUAAGGAAUACUCUUAUUUAUUUCCAUGCUAAUUGUGGCGAUUUAGCUACUGCAAGAGCAUUGUUUGACGCUUCUGCCAAAAGGGAAGUUGUGCCUUGGUCAGCUUUGACAGCAGGCUAUGCAAGAAGAGGGAAAUUGGACGUUGCACGACAGUUGUUUGACGAAAUGCCCAUGAAAGACUUGGUCUCGUGGAAUGUGAUGAUUACGGCAUAUGCGAAGCAUGGGGAGAUGGAGAAGGCUAGGAAACUGUUUGAUGAAGUUCCGAAGAAAGAUGUUGUGACUUGGAACGCGAUGAUUGCAGGAUAUGUGCUUUCUAGAUUGAACAAGGAAGCAUUGGAGAUGUUUGAUGCAAUGAGAGAUUUGGGACAAAGGCCGGAUGAUGUAACGAUGUUGAGUAUCUUAUCUGCUUCUGCUGAUUUGGGAGAUUUGGAAAUUGGAAAGAAGAUACAUCGUUCCAUUUUCGACAUGUGUUGUGGAGAUUUAAGUGUUCUUCUUAGCAAUGCACUUAUAGACAUGUAUGCCAAGUGUGGAAGCAUUGGGAAUGCUUUGGAAGUUUUUCAAGGGAUGAGAAAAAAAGAUACCUCCUCAUGGAAUUCAAUAAUAGGAGGUUUGGCUCUUCAUGGACAUGCUGAGGAGUCAAUAAAUCUAUUUCAGGAGAUGCUCAGGUUGAAAAUGAAGCCAAAUGAAAUCACUUUUGUUGCCGUGUUGGUUGCUUGUAGCCAUGCUGGGAAAGUACGAGAAGGGAGAAUGUACUUCAAUCUUAUGAAAAACGUGUUCAAAAUUGAGCCCAAUAUCAAGCAUUACGGAUGUAUGGUAGACAUAUUGGGGCGUGCCGGGCUAUUGAUUGAAGCAUUUGAUUUUAUAGACACGAUGGAGAUUGAACCUAAUGCCAUCAUUUGGAGAACACUACUUGGGGCCUGUAGAGUUCAUGGAGAUGUAGAAUUGGGAAGGCGUGCAAAUGAGCAAUUACUCAAAAUGAGGAAAGAUGAAAGUGGGGAUUAUGUACUCCUUUCUAACAUAUAUGCAUCACAAGGUGAGUGGGAUGGAGUCCAGAAAGUGCGGAAGUUGAUGGAUGAUGGUGGGGUGAAAAAGAAGGUAGGACAUAGCCUGAUUGACUCAGAUAACAGCUUCUUAAUGCAUUUCUUGUUUGACUCAAAGCCCAACUUUGUAGAAGGCAGUUGAUCCCUGUUAUAUGUUCUACUGCUUCAUCUCUACAAGGUUUUACAAUGUUUUAGGAUCUUUUCCUAUUUGGCUAUGGCCACAGAAACAAGCACACAGAUCCAGCUGUGGUUGAAAGCGUGAGUGUGGACCAUGAUUUCUAGACUGUAUGUGAAAAGAUUCGUCUUCAAGUCUAAUUCUUGAACACAAAGUUGAAGCCUUCGUUGUGGAGGAUUCUUGUGCUUUCUAUUGCUAUGUUUCCUGAUGGAAUCCCCAAAUUGGGGGUUAGAAUGGUUGUUUUUAUUCAAACAACUAUAGAUUAUUUAAAUUUUAGGCUCCACAAGUUGUCCUA